CCUACCAGUUUGCAGUUUGUCUCUAUGCUCGCACUCAUGCAGGCAGAAAGGACACAAAUACUUGCAUACGCAUACAGGCUUACACACACACAUAUACACAACAGGCUCGUUAUAUUCACAUCCUGUCGAGUAGAGCCGUUCGGUUCGUUAGUUCCUUCGUUCGUAGCCGUAGCCGUAGCUAUGCUGUUGCCUGCCGACAAUAGCUACCACCACCAGUCAACGAGGCAACUGUGCAGCCAUCAGGCGCGCUACUCUUACCUCAGUAGUCUGCAGCAGCAGCAACAGCAGCAGCACCAGCAGCAGCGACAGUCGCAGCAGAAGCAACAACAUCAACAACCCGAUGCCCGCCUUCCUCCCUUGCGCCCAACAACCACCCACUGCCAACCAACGGACCGUUAGCUCGAGUACGGGGUUCAGUUACUAGUAUAUGCAUGGGUAUAUAUAUAAAGCUGCAAUGAGACGACAAACAAGCAGAAUAAUCGACAUCGACCCACUGCACUGUGGGCCUCGCUCUAUACAAAAGUUUCGUGCUGAUGUUUGGGCAUUCGAAUUUCUGCUA
Molecule: messenger RNA, 559 nt
Organism: Drosophila busckii
Lineage: Eukaryota; Metazoa; Arthropoda; Insecta; Diptera; Drosophilidae
Exons: 2
Coding region: 25-399 (124 amino acids)
Source: RefSeq, a predicted model, not a curated record